CACGACCCAUAUGAGGUUGAUAUUAAACGACACGUAGAUUUAACUGGGACUAGUGGGAGGAUACUUUAAAUUGUAAUACACAUUCGAAAUGGCCGAAGCACCUGAUUGGCACCAGGAUGUGCCGCCCGUAACUCUGGCCGUUCUCGGGCGAGUCUCCGUCGGAAAAACGACUCUUGUACGGUUGUUGUCGGGGGGAGAGUUCGACCCAGCUAUAGCACCUACAAGAGAGUUGACGGUCGAGCAAUAUUCCCGAAAUUCCAAAAUCGUUAUAUGUGAUUUACCCGGCUAUGGGUCAGUGUCCCAACCUGUGGAAAUGUUUAUUGAACAGGAUUUUACAAUUUAUGAUGGAUUCAUUUUUGUUUGCCGAGAUAAACUUGACGAUGACGAUCAUCAAGUUCUGAAGAAUUUGCCAAGAUCAAAAAGACUGAAUGUUGUUAGAUGUGUAUCUGACAGUGACAGUGACAAGGAUCUGGACUCAUUGUUGGGAGCCACGUUUGAAGACUUCGCUUUAUAUCGCAAGGACCAGAUUUUUCUUGUUGACAGCCGACAUCAGGACCUCUAUGGAUUUCCACAAUUAGUCUCCCAUCUUGACAAUGGAGCAAACUUCAAACGGGCGUCACCGAGGCAAAAAGGUGUCCCUAACCAGUAUAGACAGCGAGCGACGUUAACGGAACAGGCCAUGCCGCUGACACGCAGCAAUUCAGAUAGUUUUAGGGUUGUUGGCACAAAAAAUGGAGAAGAGCCCCCUGCCAAUCAAUCUGCAUUGACGCUUUGCGAGGGGUCCAACAAUGAUGUCACAGCAGACGAUGAUGACUUUACAGAUAUCAAGUCAUCUUUCGAGAGUGGUGGAGCUAAAUAUGCAGUUGAGCAAUCACAAUUGCGACUGGGGCGCUGGAAAAGUGCCAUGGUCAACAUAGGCAUCACAGGGAACAGUGGGGUUGGAAAAUCCAGCUUUAUAAAUGCAGUCCGCGGUCUGGUAUCACCGGAUGAACAGGGCUGGGCAAAAGUGAAUGUAGUUGAAGAAACAAAGAUCCCCACGCCAUAUGAGUAUCCCAUGAGCCCAAAUGUUAAGUUGUGGGAUAUGCCUGGCAUAGGCACCAAGAAUUUUACCCGAGAGAACUAUCUGGAGAAAGUUAAUUUUGACAAAUAUGAUAUUUUCAUCAUUGUAUGCGCUGUUCGAUUUACGGGGAAUGAUCUGUGGUUGGCACGAGAUAUUUGUUCAAGAGGAAAAAAGUUCAUUUUUGUACGCGCAAAGGUUGGUCAAGAUAUUGAAAAUGAAAGAAAGGUCUAUACCCAAAUUUCAAGACUUAACUUUCGGGAAGAUAUCGUUUUGAAGAAAAUACGCGCUGACUGCCAAAAAAAUCUGGCUGAGUUUGGUAAAUGUCGGGUAUUUUUGAUUGACAAUUUUGAGCCACAUAGUUUCGAUUUUGGUGAAUUGGCAAUGGAAAUAAUAAACAUUACUCCCAGUGAAAAGCAAGAAGCGGUGACUAUGUCCAUGCCAACAAUGACAGAAGGUGUUAUUCAACAAAAAGUUCGGGAACUUCAGAAGCGGAUCUGGCUGACCGCUAUUCCAGCUGCCCUUGCUGACGCAGUAUCCAUUCCUAAUAUUUCCGCAUCCUUGAAUGAAAAAUGUUUACUGAAAGAAGCAGAGUUUUAUCGGGAACAGUUUGGACUAACUGAUGAAGCACUUGCCAAAAACGCAGUGAAGAUCGGCGUCACAAAAGAAAAUUUUGUGCAAAUGGCAAAGUUGCGCACAACAGCGUUUAAAUACACUGGGAACAUUGUGCCUCUGUUAAAAACCUUGGGCAUUUUCAAGAAAGUGUCGAUGAGUAAGGCAUCAAUAGUCCUCUGGCUAACCACAACUUUAGUUAAUUGCGGAGUGUCAUACACUCUUGCAGUAAGCUUCCUUAGGAAAGUUCUAGAAAUGACUGCUGAAGAUGCAAGAAGAGUGAACAACGAAAUGACAAAACCCAGGCGCUAAAAUGACUUCAAAGACCAUGACACUCCCACAUUUGCCUGAAAUUAUAUGCUUUUGUGAGAUUGGAGGGGGAAAAGGUUUAUUUGUUGAGUACACUAACACACUAAAGUUAAACCAUUUGCAGAUGUGAGUAGGGACAUUGACAAACACUAAAGUUUGUACAGAAAUGUAUGUAAGCUCAAAUAUAUUUACAAGCAUUGAGCAGUGUAUUUUUCUUUGUAAUAAUGAUACAGUGACUACUUAUAAUCAGGAUUGGCUGAACUAUUUAGAAGUUACUCAUGUUUGUGUAUUGGAAUCUGACAGUCCUGGUGCAAUGCUAACUUGCUUAAGGUGAAGACUUACAUUGAGUUUGUUAUUUUGUCGAAUUGUUGUUUUGUAACACUAUUUGUAAAUUUUGUGUUCAAAGCUUUAAGGGUAUAUUUUCAAUGAAAUCUGAAGAUUUCUCUACCUUGAUCUAUAUAGUAAAAUCCUUGAUACUUGUUUAAACCUUAAAACUUGUUUUUAAGCUCGCCUGAGCACAAAAUGCUCAGGGUGAGCUAUUGUGAUAGGGUGAUCGUCCGUCUUAGUCCUUCGUCCAUCCAUCCGUCUGUCGUCAACAUUUUCCUUCAAACAACUUCCCCUCCUAAACCAAUGGGACGAUUUCAACAAAACUUUACAGGAAUGCUCCUUGGGCAGUUCUCUUCCAGACCCCUUCAAUAAAAGAGGUUCUGUGCAAAUCUCUGGUUGUUUAAGGCAAUCGAAGGGAAAAAUCUUAUUCUCAGAAAUUGCUGGCCCUAUUGCAUAUAAUUUCACAAAGAAAUGUUCCUAAUGUGACAUUGUAUCAAAAUCCUUCACCCCAUGUUGAAUUGUAAAAAAACAUGUAAUCCAAGGGAAGGGCUACUUUUCACUUUAAUUUAUACAUGUUUGUCUAUAUGGAAAACUUUGAAAAUAUUCUCCUCAGAAUCGGCUGUCCUGAUUUUAAUAUAAGUUCACAGAAAUGAUCUUUGGAUGACCCCCUAUCAAAAUUCUUCACCCAUAUGGAUUCAUAAGAAAACAUGGCUGCCAAGGGCUGGGGCUUUUUUCAGUUUAUGUCUGUAUGGUAAACUUUGAAAAUAUUUACCUCAAAAAUGAUCCUUAGGACUCUCUAUCAAAAGUCUUUAUCCCAUGUUGACUCAUAAAAAAACCCAUGGCUGCCAGGGAGUGGGGCUACUUUUCACUAUAGUCUACAGCAGGGCCAGGGUUCGAAUUUAACUUUGAGGAGCACUCGCAAAAUUUUGCGAGUGCUUUUUGAGGCAACUCGCAAAAUGAAAAAUCAACUUGCAAUUUUAUCAUUUGCUUUAUUCCCUUAUAAUAUUGUCUAAUUAAAGUAGAUGUAUAUUUACACCUAAGACAUAUUAUGAAUAUUAAAAAUAUCAAUCUUGAGUGACUCGACUACUAGAACUUGUUGAUGGCUUAUUCUUUUUUGGGGGUACAAAUGACUCAUCGGAUGCUGGCCGCUUUUUUUGAUAACAAAUUGUUCACUUUGAAGGGUGGGUGGGUAUAGUUACCCUCGCCAUCGGGUAAUACUCAUACGGCAAGCACGCUGCAGAUUUCAUUAAGUCUAUAGAUAAGUAUUAAAAACAAUAACAGUAUAAAUUUAAAAUGAAUAAAAGCAACAGUAAAUGUAGCGUGGAUGCUUUGGACUAUAAAAUUUAUCGAUGUCUAUUCACUUUGACAGUUGGGCGGAUAUUCAAAGGUUGAUGGGUUUUACUUAUAGUGCGCGAAAAAAAAAACCAAUGGCUGUCAUGGCGCAGGGUUAUAUGUACUUUCUACAUAUAUAUAUAUAUAUAUAUAUAUAUAUAUAUAUAUAUAUAUAUAUGUCAGUAUGGAACAUUUGAAAUUUUCUCCUCAGAAUCUGCUAGCCUGAUUUUAAAAUAAAUUUACAGAAAUGUUCCUAAGGUGACUCUUUCAAAUUCCUUCACCCCAUGUUGAUUCAUGAAAAAACAUGGCUGCCAGGGAUGAAAUACUUUUAACUACCAUAUACCAAAUUCUUUCACCCCAUUAUUAUUCAUAAAAAACAUGGCCCCCAGGGGCGGGGCUAGCCUUCCAAAGUUUACAUGUCUAUAUGGAAAUCUUUGAAAAUCUUCUCUAAAGAAACCAUUGGUCAGAUUCAAAAUAUUUUUACAGAAAUGUUCCAUAGAUGCCCUUUUUAUCAAAAAAAUAUUUUUUUGUUUUAUUUUUAGCUCACCUGAGCAUGAAGUGCUCAAGGUGAGCUAUUGUGAUCACCCUGUGUCCGUCGUCCGUCGUCAACAAUUUGACCGUUAACACUCUAGAGGUCACAAUUUGGGCACUAUCUUAAUGAAACUUGGCCAGAAUGUUACCCUCAAUAAAAUCUUUGAUGAGUUUGAUAUUGGGUCAUCUGAGGUUAAAAACUAGGUCACCAGGUCAAAUUGAAGGAAAAUCUUGUUAACACUCUAGAGGUCUCAUUUAUGACUGUAUCUUCAUGUAAGUUGGUCAGAAUGUUUAUAUUAAUAAUCUUUAAGUCAAGUAUAAAUCUGGGUCAUGUGCAGUCAAAAACUAGGUCACCAGGUCAAAUCAUAGGAAAAGCUUGUUAGCACUCUAGAGGUGACAUUUAUGACUGUAUGUUCAUGAAACUUAGUCAGAAUGUUUAUAUUAAUAAGCUCUAGGCCAAGUUAGAAUCUGGGUCAUGUGCGGUCCAAAACUAGGUCACCAGGUCAAAUUAAAGGAAAAGCUUGUAAACACUCUAGAGGUCACAUUUAUAAAGGUUUCUUCAUGAAAGUUGGUCAGAAUGUUAAAAUUAAUUAUCUCUAAGUUAAGUUUAAAACUAAGUCAUAAGGUCAUAUCAUAGGAAAAGCUUGUAAGCACUCUAGAGGUCACAUUUAUGACUGUAUCAUGGGGAAUCUUGGUCAGAAUGUUUAUAUUAGAAUGCAGAAUGCAGUCAAAAACUAGGUCACCAGGUCAAAUUUAAGGAAAAGCUUGUUAACACUCUAGAGGUUACAUUUAUAAAUGUUUCUUUAUGAAAGUGGUCAGAAUGUUUAUAUUAAUAAUCUCUAAGUCAAGUUUAAAUCUGGGUCAUGUGCGGUCAAAAUCUAGGUCAUAAGGUCAAAAAAAAGAAAAAAAAGCUUGUUUGCACUCUAGAGGUAACAUUUAUGACUGUGUGUCCAUGAAACUUAGUCAGAAUGUUUUUAUUGAUUAGCUCUAGGCCAAGUUUGAAUCUGGGUCAUGUACGGUCAAAAACUAGGCCACCAGGUCAAAUAAUAGGAAAAGUAUUUUAACACUCUAGAGGCCACAUUUAUGACUAUAUGUUCAUGUAACUUGAUCAGAAUGUUAUUGUUGAUGAUCUUUAUUGGAUCAGGUGAGCGAUUCAGGGCCUUCAGGGCCCUCUUGUUUAUUAAUUAUUUCUAUAAUUAUAUUAUUGUUUUACAAUCAUUGAAGAUAUCAACUCCAAACUUCAUGAACUUAUUCACAGUAACAAUAUGGUUUUUUGUGACAAGUUAUAUAGCUCCAACUAAAUAUUGAGUUGUGGCCCUUUGUAACUUUUUAAACAAAUACAUAUGUUUUAUGGUUUUAUACGCCCGUUUAUAUAGUUCAAUUACAGGGGCAGGCAUUGGUGCAGGCUGAGUGCAGUAUUUUGUCAAAUCAAUAACUUUAGAACCCUUUGCCCAAUCAUGACAAAAUUUGGUCAGAAUGUGUUUGAGCAUAAUACCUUGGGCAGGUUCGAUAACAAGCCAUAUUGCUUUAGUCACUAGAGAGUUAUCACUCUUGAAUUAUAAAAAAUGAUCUUAAACAGGUUCUUGUAUGAUCAAUAACUUAAGAAGCAUCUCCAAAUUUAGUCAGAAUGUGUAUGGGCAUAAUAUCUUUGACAAGUUUGAUAACUAGUCAAAUUGCUGGAGUCACCCAAGAGUUAUUGUCCUUUAAUCACAAAAAUUAUCUAAAAUUGAUCUUGUAUGAUCAAUUACUUUAAAAGCCUUUUUCCAAUCAUCACCAAAUUUGAUCAGAAUGGAUAUGAACAUAAUACCUUGAACAAGAUAGAUAACCAGCCAUAUCACUGUAUUCACUCAAGUUUUAUAGCCCUUUAAUUACAGAAAUUACCUAGGUCUGGUCCGAUCAUUCAAUUUUGAAGCCUUUUUCAAAACAACACCAAAUUUGGUCAGAAUGGAUAUGGGCAUAAUAUCUUGAACAAAUAGAUAACCAGCCAUAUCACUCUAGUCACUCAAGUUUUAUCGCCCUUUAAUUAUAGAAAUUACCUAAAAUUGGUCUUGUUCGAUCAAUAACUUUAAAAGCCUUUUUCCACAAUUUCUCAGACAAGUUCAAUAAAGCAUUUUGGCUUGAGUCAUUUGAGAGGAAUUGCCCUCUAAUAAUAGAAAAUGUCUGAUCAUCACCAAAUUUGGUCAGAAUGAGCAAGGUACAUUAAAAUACAUAUAUUAUAUACCGGACAAGUUCAUUAACUAGCUGUAUUACUUCAGUCACUCGAGAAUUAUUGCCCUUGAAUUGUAGAAAUUACCUUGAAUAGGUCUUAUAUGAUAAUUAACUUUACAAGCAUUUGUCCAAUCAUUACCAAAUUUGGUCAGAAUGCUUAUUGGCAUAAUACCUCGGAUGAGUUUAAUAACUACCCAAAUUGCUUUAGUCAACCAAGUUAUUGGCCUAUAAUUAUAGGAAUGUCUAGAGCAGCAUACAUUCUUUACUAAGUUGAGCGAUAUAGGGCCAUCUUGGCCCUCUUGUUUUAAACUGUUGUGAAAUAUUUUGAAACAGAUGUAUAUUUACUAAAUGUAUAAUUUGAUUUUAUACCAUAUCAUUUACUUUAAAUACUUGCUUCUCUUUACCAUCAUCAUUAGAAAUUGAAAAUCCUGGAAAUUUGUCAUUGACUUUUUAUAUAAUACAGAGCAAUUUUUAUAUAUUUAUUUAAGAUUUUAAUAUACAAAUAUUAAUGUGAUGGAUAAUAUUUCUUUUUAUGUGUAGAUAAUUUCCAUAAUGGUCACAAGCUAGGUUACUCUUCUGAACCUUUACUGUACCUCUGUCUGUGGAAACACUGCAGUUUUGGGAUAACAUUUAGAUAAUAUUUGUUUUAUAAAUGUAAUCAAACUUUACACUUUUAUCAAUGAUACAUAGAUAUAUGCAACAGGGUUCUCCACCAACCAUAACUAUUUGAUACAAAGGUACAUGCUAGGUGGUUCUUCACCAACCAUACCUAUAAGAUACAUAGGUACAUGUACAUGCUAGAGGGUUCUCCAUCAACCAUACCUAUAUGAUACAAUAAUACAUGCUAGGGGGUUCUCCAUCAACCAUACCUAUAUGAUACAAUACUACAUGCUAGGGGGUUCUCCAUCAACCAUAACUAUUUGAUACAAAGGUACAUGCUAGGUGUUCUUCACCAACCGUACCUAUAAGAUACAUAGGUACAUGUACAUGCUAGAGGGUUCUCCAUCAACCAUACCUAUAUGAUACAAUAAUACAUGCUAGGGGGUUCUCCAUCAACCAUACCUAUUUGAUGCAUAGGUACAUGCUAGGGGGUUCUCCAACAACCAUACCUAUAUGAUACAUAGGUACAUGCUAGAGGGUUCUCCAUCAACCAUACCUAUAUGAUACAAUGAUACAUGCUAGAGGGUUCUCCAUCAACCAUACCUAUAUGAUACAAUGAUACAUGCUAGAGGGUUCUCCAUCAACCAUACCUAUAUGAUACAAUGAUACAUGCUAGAGGGUUCUCCAUCAACCAUACCUACAUCAAACAUAGGUACAUGCUAGGUUUUUUUCCACCAAUCAUACCUAUAUGAUACAAUGAUACAUGCCAGAGGGUUCUCCAUCAACCAUACCUAUGUGAUACAAUGAUACAUGCUAGAGGGUUCUCCAUCAACCAUACCUAUAUGAUACAAUGAUACAUGCUAGAGGGUUCUCCAUCAACCAUACCUAUAUGAUACAAUGAUACAUGCUAGGGGGUUCUCCAACAACCAUACCUAUAUGAUACAUAGGUACAUGCUAGAGGGUUCUCCAUCAACCAUACCUACAUCAAACAUAGGUACAUGCUAGGGGGUUCUCCAUCAACCAUACCUACAUGAAACAUAGGUACAGUUAGAGGGUUCUCCAUCAACCACACCUAUAUGAUACAAUGAUACAUGCUAGAGGGUUCUCCAUCAACCAUACCUAUAUGAUACAAUGAUACAUGCUCGAGAGUUGUCCAUCAACCAUACCUAUAUGAUACAAUGAUACAUGCUAGGGGGUUCUCUAUCAACCAUACCUAUUUGAUACAUGCUAGGGGGUUCUCCAUCAACCAUACAUAUAUCAUACAUUGAUACAUGCUAGGGGGUCUCCACCAACCAAACCUAUAUGAUACAAUGAUACAUGCUAGUGUUUUUUUCCACCAACCAUACCUAUUUGAUACAUAGCUACAUGCUAGGGGGUUCUCAACCAACCAUUCCUAUAAGAUUCAUUGAUACAUGCUAAGGUUUUUUUCACCAACCAUACCUAUUUGAUAUAUAGGUACAUGCCAGGGGGUUCUCCACAGACCAUACCUAUAUGAUACAAUGAUACAUGCUAGGGUUUUUCCACCAAUCAUUCCUAUAUGAUACAUUGAUACAUGCUAGGGGGUUCUCCCUCAACCAUACCUAUAUGAUACAUUGAUACAUGCUAGGGGGUUCUCCAUCAACCAUACAUAAAUGAUACAUAGGUACAUGCUAGGGGGUUCUCCAUCAACCAUACCUAUAUGAUACAUAGGUACAUGCUAGGGGGUUCUCCACCAACCAUACCUAUAUGAUACAUAGGUACAUGCUAGGGUUUUUUUCACCAAUCAUACCUAUAUGAUACAAUGAUACACGCUAGGGGUUCUCCAUCAACCAUACCUAUAUUACGAUACAAUGAUACAUGCUAGGGGGUUCUCCAUCAACCAUACCUAUUUGAUACUUAGGUACAUGCUAGGGGGUUCUCCACCAACCAUACCUAUAUGAUACAAUCAUACAUGCUAGGGUUUUUUCCACCAACCUACCUAUUCGAUACAUAGGUACAUGCUAGGGGGUUCUCCACCAACCAUACCUAUAUGAUACAAUGAUACAUGCUAGAGGGUUCUCCAUCAACCAUACCUAUAUGAUACAAUGAUACAUGCUAGAGGGUUCUCCAUCAACCGUACCUAUUUGAUACAUAGGUACAUGCUAGGGGGUUCUCCACCAACCAUACCUAUAUGAUACAAUGAUACAUGCUAGGGGGUUCUCCACCAACCAUACCUAUAUGAUACAAUGAUACAUGCUAGAGGGUUCUCCAUCAACCAUACCUAUAUGAUACAAUGAUACAUGCUAGAGGGUUCUCCAUCAACCAUACCUAUAUGAUACAAUGAUACAUGCUAGAGGGUUCUCCAUCAACCAUACCUAUAUGAUACAAUGAUACAUGCUAGAGGGUUCUCCACCAACCAUACCUAUAUGAUACAAUGAUACAUGCUAGAGGGUUCUCCAUCAACCAUACCUAUAUGAUACAAUGAUACAUGCUAGAGGGUUCUCCACCAACCGUAGCUAUUUGAUACAUAGGUACAUGCUAGGGGUUUUUCCACCAACCUUACCUAUAUGAUACAAUGAUACAUGCUAGAGGGUUCUCCAUCAACCAUACCUAUAUGAUACAAUGAUACAUGCUAGAGGGUUCUCCAUCAACCAUACCUAUAUGAUACAAUGAUACAUUCUAGGGGGUUCUCCAUCAACCGUACCUAUUUGAUACAUAGGUACAUGCUAGGGGGUUCUCCAUCAACCAUACCUAUUUGAUACAUAGGUACAUGCUAGGGGGUUCUCCCCAACCAUACCUAUAUGAUACAAUGAUACAUUCUAGGGGGUUCUCCAUCAACCGUACCUAUUUGAUACAUAGGUACAUGCUAGGGGGUUCUCCACCAACCUUACCUAUAUGAUACAAUGAUACAUGCUAGGGGGUUCUCCAUCAAGCAUACAAAAAUGAUACAUAGGUACAUGAAAAGGUCGUUUCGAUGAUUUCUAGCUGAAGUUCGAAUAUUGGUCAUCUGGGGUCAAAAACUAGGUCACAGAGCCUAAAUAUGGAAAAACCUAGGUCACUGAGCCCAAAUAUGGAAUAUAAGUAUCUAUCUUGUGUUUCCGGUACGGAUCAAAAAUCCGACCCGAGGGCACGCUCGUAAGCCGGUAACAAGGCGUGCCGAGUUACCAGUCACGCAGUGUGUCGGAGGGUUGGAUUUUUCAAUCCAGACAGGAAAAACAUGAUUUAUAUUUUUUUUUCAUACCUGAAUUUAUGAAUUUGUGGAAAAAAUUGACGUAGAAAACGCACAUUUCACCAAAAAGCGCGUGUGACGUGUACUGUGGUCAUAAAGCGCAGUAAUUUUAAAUCACUAUUGACGUCAAAUCGUUCCUCUAAAAAUCGCGCUUUUACGAUUAUUUAUUAUCAAUUUUAAUUAAAAGUAUUGCAUACUUAUAUUUUUGAUUACGCUUUAUUGAAAUUGCAUAAUAUACUUUUCAUAAACCAUACAAUACAAGAAAUAAGAAGUGGCGCGGUGUUGCGCGUGACUCAUCUUACAUGGGGGUCACAUGACCGGAAACACACACAUCAGGUAUGCAAGAAAAACCUUGUUAACACUCUAGAGGUAACACUUUCAGUCCAAAUAUCCUGGAAAUUUGUCAGAAAUGUUGUUUCGUUGAUUUCUAUCUCAAGUUAGAAUAUGGGUCAUCUGGGGUUAAAAAAAAUAGGUCACAGAGCCCAAACAUGGAAAAACCUUGUUAACACUCUAAAGGUAAAAUUUUCAGUCCAAAGUAGUUGUUUUUAUUUCUCUUUUUUCAAACAUUUAAUUAGUUGCUUUAUUGCUUUUUGUUGUUUACAUUUUCAACUGUUCAUUUUCUUAAAAAUGUUCACUAUGAUACAUGUAUUGCUUUAUUCAUUUAUCCCUUUAAAUAAUUUAAAGUCUACUGACAGAUGUCAUAAACUACUAAUAAGUCGCUGCCAGGCUACUGACAAGUCUUAGAAGGAUCUGCUUAUAGUAGACUUCUAUAAAAGUUUUCUUCAAAUCCUGACCCUUGUGUCAAAUUUAUCCCUGCCCAACUGUUUAGACCGUUUUACAGGUGAGCGAUCUAGGGCAAUCAUGGCCCUCUUGUUUAAAUAAAGCACCUACCAAUGAAGAUGGAAAAUUAAAACAUGUUAACAAAGAAAUGCUAAGAAAAACAAUUGAACAAACAAAAACUUCACCGAAGAUUUUUAUAUAAAUUGUAGUGUGCAAGCCGAUGGCGAGGGUAUAUAAGCUUCUGUAAGAUUGUAACCAAAAAGCCCAUCCAAAUUAAUGCUGUUGUUGUUACUAUACUUGUGUUAUGUGUUAUAUUAUUUGAAGAUAGAAAUCUAUUUAAGGCCUUAAAUCAUUCAAUUUUGUGUUCGUUGUGUUUUCAUAUUUCCCUGGCGAUUUCUUAGGUCGUUAUUGGUGUAGCUCCAAUAGGCACAGUGUAGCUGGCCCUACACUUCCUUUUCAAAAAUCAACAAAUAUAACGUCCAAGUCUGAAAUAAAAACUGGUGGUCAGUGAGGGUGUGAAGGCUAUUUUAACAGUUAAUAACAGUCUAGGGUAACUGAUCAUAUUCUUCUCACAUAAGUGAAGUGCCCUAUUAAGGAAGAUGAUCAAACAUAUUUAGUUGCAUUAUAAAGAUACUAUUGAGGACUGGAAAGACUCCAGAUAUAGAUCAAUACACAUAAUUUACAUCUAGAAUAAAAUAGAUCAAUACACAUAAUUUACAUCUAGAAUAAAAGCAAAUCAUUGGGGAGCAUGCCCCCCGGACCCCCAAACCAAUUUGGCCUUUACAAUCAAAUAGUUCAAGCUACAUCCCUGGUGUUUAUCAAUUGCUUGACUGUAGUUUAGUUUAAACAUACCUUAUUCAACAUAUAAGUCAAACAUUGCAACACUGUAUGUCAUACUAUCAUAUACAUGAUAUAUAAAAACAGUUUAAAACAAAAGUGGAGCUUAUAAUGUUUUGCUUUGCUUACAUGCACUUACAAGAUUGCACACUUUUUAAAAGAACAUUAUACGAAUGUAUGAAUAAGUAUUAAAAAAACUUUGAUUAAUUCAUUGAGACAUCGACCCUCCUGUAGGCUAAGUCAAUGAUUGUUAACACUCUAGUGGUCACAUUUUUGCCUCAAUUGUCACAAAUUUUGGUCAGGAUGUUUGACGUAGUAAUUACUCGGAUGAGUUCGAAUAUGGAUCAUCUGGGGUCAAAAACUAGGUCACAGAGCCCAAAUAUGUAAAAACCUUGUUAACACUCUAAAGGUAAAAUUUUCAGUCCAAAGUAGUUGUUUUUAUUUCUCUUUUUUCAAACAUUUAAUUAGUUGCUUUAUUGCUUUUUGUUGUUUACAUUUUCAACUGUUCAUUUUCUUAAAAAUGUUCACUAUGAUACAUGUAUUGCUUUAUUCAUUUAUCCCUUUAAAUAAUUUAAAGUCUACUGACAGAUGUCAUAAACUACUAAUAAGUCGCUGCCAGGCUACUGACAAGUCUUAGAAGGAUCUGCUUAUAGUAGACUUCUAUAAAAGUUUUCUUCAAAUCCUGACCCUUGUGUCAAAUUUAUCCCUGCCCAACUGUUUAGACCGUUUUACAGGUGAGCGAUCUAGGGCAAUCAUGGCCCUCUUGUUUAAAUAAAGCACCUACCAAUGAAGAUGGAAAAUUAAAACAUGUUAACAAAGAAAUGCUAAGAAAAACAAUUGAACAAACAAAAACUUCACCGAAGAUUUUUAUAUAAAUUGUAGUGUGCAAGCCGAUGGCGAGGGUAUAUAAGCUUCUGUAAGAUUGUAACCAAAAAGCCCAUCCAAAUUAAUGCUGUUGUUGUUACUAUACUUGUGUUAUGUGUUAUAUUAUUUGAAGAUAGAAAUCUAUUUAAGGCCUUAAAUCAUUCAAUUUUG
Molecule: messenger RNA, 12815 nt
Organism: Mya arenaria
Lineage: Eukaryota; Metazoa; Mollusca; Bivalvia; Myida; Myidae
Product: T-cell-specific guanine nucleotide triphosphate-binding protein 2-like
Exons: 3
Coding region: 89-1981 (630 amino acids)
Cellular component (GO): membrane
Molecular function (GO): GTP binding; GTPase activity
Source: RefSeq, a predicted model, not a curated record